Messenger RNA from Rhodamnia argentea, 2950 nucleotides. RefSeq names its product phosphatidylinositol 4-kinase gamma 7-like. The record is from RefSeq and is a predicted model, not a curated record. NCBI's taxonomy places the organism in Eukaryota, Viridiplantae, Streptophyta, Magnoliopsida, Myrtales, Myrtaceae. Bases 659 to 2638 code for a protein of 659 amino acids. The transcript is spliced from 2 exons.
CAAUCUUGAGAGAGGGAGCCAGCAACCAGGGUUGGGUUAAAUCUAACCAGAGAGGUCGAAGCCGCGUAAAGUAAAUGGUUGAACCCCUGCUCCCAGAAAGCGAUAGCAAAGGCUGAAGCGGAAGGAAGGCAGAAAGAGGGAAGAGGGUUUUGUCCUGGUUUUGGUGGCUUGGUGGGACAAAGAAUCGCAUCCGAGACCGAGUCAGAGCUCGAGCGAUUCCCCCAUCUCUCGCUCCGGCGUCGCUCGUCCACUCCUCUUCUUCCCCGUCUGCUGGCCUGGGCCGAUUCCGUUUUCGACGGCCGGGAGUUUCCGAGCUCCUGCUCCGCGGGUUCCGCAGCCGAUUGCGAUUCGGAUCUCAUGAUCUGAUUUUCGUCCAUUUCUCUCCGGGCUUUUGUGAGAUGGCGCCCUAUAUGUAGCAAUUAGCAUCAGGCGGUCUCUGGUAUCUCUCUGCUGGCAUAUCCUUGCCUUGAUUGUGGUUUGCAUUGAUUGUUGAUGGGAUCUGAUUUUGGAUUUACCGAUUGAUGAUACUCGGGUUGCGUUUACUGCAUACACUCGUCGCCACCGGUGUUGCAGCUUGGUGCAAUCUUGGGAGGGAAUUGCUCUUCAGCUGCCACCCCUGUUGCUGGCUGCAAAAGCUCAAGCUCUCCCUCUCUGUUUCAUGUCUCGUGAGUUAGACAGCCCUGUCCAGACUCAGAUGGCUGUGGCUAUUUUCAAGAGCCCUCUUAGCAGGGAGUACCACGGGGCUAACAGAAAUGAGGGGAAGCAACCUACUGGGAGGAGACGGGUUUUUGUGCAGACUGAAACAGGCUGUGUGUUGGGCAUGGAGCUGGAUCGCAGUGACAACGCCCACACUGUCAAAAGGCGGUUGCAGCUCGCUCUCAACUUCCCAAUAGAACAGAGCUCUUUGACUUGUGGGGAUAAGGUACUGAAAAAUGAUCUCAGUGCUGUCCUAAACGAUUCCCCACUUCUCCUUACGCGGAAUUUUCUUCAUAGGAGCUCAUCGACACCUUGUCUUUCACCAACCGGGAGGGAUAUCCAGCAAAGAGAUAAAAGUGGUCCGAUAGAAAUACUUGGCCGGUCAGAUGGCCGGUCAGAUGGCCGGUCAGAUGACCAGUCAGAUGGCCGGUCAGAUCGAUUUGAUAGAAUCAAGCAAUUGGUGAAGGACGUUGUGAAGGCGAUCAAGAUGGGAGUGGAUCCAAUUCCUGUUCAUGGUGGUCUUGGGGGUGCAUACUAUUUCCGAAACAGUAGAGGUGAUUUUGUUGCUAUUGUCAAGCCGACUGAUGAAGAACCAUUUGCCCCCAAUAAUCCUAAAGGCUUUGUCGGCAAAGCUCUAGGACAACCGGGCUUGAAGAGAUCUGUGCGAGUUGGAGAAACAGGGAUCAGAGAGGUUGCAGCUUAUCUUCUGGACUCUGAACAUUUUGCUAAUGUGCCUCCAACUGCUCUGGUGAAGAUAACUCACUCUAUCUUCAAUAUUAAUGAUGGAGUGAAUCCUGACAAGCCAAACAAAAAGAAGAUGGUCAGCAAGAUAGCAUCUUUUCAGCAGUUCAUACCUCAUGAUUUUGAUGCCAGUGAUCAUGGGACCUCAAGCUUCCCUGUUUCUGCUGUGCAUCGAAUUGGAAUAUUAGACAUUAGAAUUUUCAACACAGACAGGCAUGCUGGGAACCUUUUAGUAAGGAAACUUGACAGCAUGGGAAGGUUUGGUCAGGUGGAACUGACUCCUAUCGAUCAUGGCCUUUGCUUGCCAGAAACUUUGGAGGACCCAUACUUUGAGUGGAUUCAUUGGCCUCAGGCUUCAAUUCCUUUUUCCGAGGAUGAAUUGGAGUACAUUAAAAAGCUGGAAUAUCAAGAUGAUUUGAAAAUGCUGCGUAAGGAGCUUCCCAUGAUCCGAGAAGCUUGUCUCCGCGUGCUGACCCUCUGCACCAUUUUCCUGAAGAAAGCUGCUGAAUGUGGCCUCUGUCUUGCUGAAAUCGGUGAAAUGAUGAGCAGAGAAUUUCGCAGUGGUGAGGAAGAACCAAGUGAACUGGAGGUCGUGUGCAUCGAGGCGAGAAGGUCUAUAGCUGAUAGGGAUGUUUUGUUCCCCGAGGCAGACAUGGAUGACGACGAGAUUCAAUUUGAUAUUGACUGUGAGGAUGCUGAAUCAGGCUUCAUGCCAAAGAUGACCUUGGAUGAUUAUAUGUUUAGAUCACCUUUUGAUUCCGGAAUAGGUAGCAAUGGUCGGAAUCCUCUGUCUAGACUGGAGGAAGGAAGUGAGGAGGAAGAAGAGAGCGAAGAUGAAGAAGAGAAGAAGGUGGAGGAUGUUGCUGGGGUCGAGGCAUUUGAGAUGAUUCCCUCAGUUUCGAAACUUUCCAUGUCCCUUAAAAACACUGUCUUGGGUAAGAAGGGUCCAAAGCAACCCAAAUAUUCUGGUAUGAUGCAGGAAAAUGGCUCCAUGACUAAUACAUCAUCUGGGCACAGAAGUGCAAAUGAGCAGCUUCCUGCAAGCGUGAGCUUUGUGAAUCUCGCAGAUAUGAGUGGCGAUGAAUGGCAUCUGUUCCUUGGGAGGUUCCAGGAGCUGCUGCAUCCAGCAUUCGAUAACAGGAAGUCUGCCACCUUAGGCCAGAGGCAGAGGCAGAGGCUUGGGACUUCUUGCCAGUUUUGAGAAAGUUAGUAAUAUGUCCCGAUGGAACAGAAUCUUUUCCAGGACGUAGGUUUGUGGAAGUGGAGGGUUGUCAGUAGGAUUAGAUUGCUUUGUGAUCUCCAUGAGUGGGUUUAGUUUGAGCAUCAGUAGGAUGAGCUGCUGUAAAUAUCCUUGGCAUCGGCUAAGUGCAAGCUGAGUAGAUUGGUUGUAUUUUUUUCUUCUGAGUUCGUUUUCUUGAUUCCAACCCUUACUCAUGGACUUUGUCGGAUAAAUAAUUUGUUGAAUGAAUAUAAGAAAAAGAUGUUAUGUAAAUUUAAUGGGCGCUUUUCUUGA